Phodopus roborovskii (desert hamster) is the source of this 3836-nucleotide messenger RNA. RefSeq names its product RAP2A, member of RAS oncogene family (gene Rap2a). The coding region runs from base 44 to 595 and encodes 183 amino acids. Gene Ontology annotation, biological process: negative regulation of cell migration; Rap protein signal transduction. Lineage: Eukaryota; Metazoa; Chordata; Mammalia; Rodentia; Cricetidae. The transcript is spliced from 2 exons. Gene Ontology annotation, molecular function: GTPase activity; GTP binding; GDP binding. Gene Ontology annotation, cellular component: plasma membrane. The record is from RefSeq and is a predicted model, not a curated record.
GACGCAGGUCUAUGUCGCGGGCGGCGGCGGCCGUGCAGGGAGGAUGCGCGAGUACAAAGUGGUGGUGCUGGGCUCGGGCGGGGUAGGCAAGUCCGCCCUGACCGUGCAGUUCGUGACCGGCACCUUCAUCGAGAAAUACGACCCCACCAUCGAGGACUUCUACCGCAAGGAGAUCGAGGUGGACUCGUCGCCGUCGGUGCUGGAGAUCCUGGACACGGCGGGCACCGAGCAGUUCGCGUCCAUGCGGGACCUGUACAUCAAGAACGGCCAGGGCUUCAUCCUCGUCUACAGCCUGGUGAACCAGCAGAGCUUCCAGGACAUCAAACCCAUGCGGGACCAGAUCAUCCGCGUGAAGCGGUAUGAGAAAGUGCCAGUCAUCCUGGUCGGGAACAAAGUGGACCUGGAGAGUGAGAGAGAAGUGUCCUCCAGUGAAGGGCGGGCCUUGGCCGAAGACUGGGGCUGCCCCUUUAUGGAGACCUCUGCUAAGAGUAAAACAAUGGUGGAUGAACUCUUUGCUGAAAUUGUGAGGCAGAUGAACUAUGCAGCUCAGCCUGACAAAGAUGACCCCUGCUGCUCUGCCUGUAACAUACAAUAGCACCCGAACACGGCUGUCCUGGACGGGACUGGUCUAGGCUUGUAGGCAACCUCACCUUGUCUACUCCGCUGAGGUUGGUAGGGUGGGUGGUGCGCAUCCGCACUGAGUGCACCACAACCCUCGGGCUUCAUGGCCCGCGAUGCCUCUGAGCCCCCGUGGGUCCGUGACCACAGCCUCCACCGUUGUCCUCCUCGGGUCUCCCAUGCGUCUGCAGCCUGAAGCCACCACCCCACCAUGGAGCUACAGGGUGACCUCAUUUGACGUGACAAUGGUAUGGCCACUGAGUUAACAGAAGCCACUGCUGUGUAGGUUAAAUUUAAAAUAACCGUGAGAGAAAAACCAGAAGAAUUCCUAUGACCACUAACAAAAUAUUUUGUCUUCUUUAAUAAAAAAAAAAAAAAAAGUAAAGGAGAAAUAUUUUCCUACAAGAGUAUUGAAGUCAGGAAGCGAUGGACCUUCUAGCCGGUGGAUUCCACCAAGUAACACACUGCCCGCCAGCAGCAUGGCCGGGAGAUGGCUCAGCUGACACAUUUCUGUUCUUCAAAUCGUUGCUUAAUUGUAGGUGUUUUCCCAAUUUGUGACAUGAAAUUCACUCACCUAUCAAUCCCCAGUGGAGAAAAAGUCAGAACAAGGUUGUAUGAAAAUCCAGUCUGGCUUUAGAAUUUGUUGAGUCACCUGCUUUGCCGUGAGAGUUGGAAGCGCACACUCACCCUCUCUCUCUCUGAACGGAGCAGGGAUGGUCUUUCUUUACUGAUCGAGAAGGAAGCAACUGAGGCUGAGUGGUUGCCUAGCCUUACUAACGAGCAUUGCUGUCAACUAGCCAGUACCACCGCGGAAGGAAAAUGAAGCCAUGCUACAUCCUCAAUCCUCGCGUCCCCGCGUGCAGACACCUCACAGGACAGUUCCAAUAGUUGACAUUCUUUGCGUGUGUUCAUGAAAGCAGCCUUUAAGGGCUAUGGUUGCGAUGUGACCCUUGGCUCACCUGCUUUGGAAAUAGUUUGCUGUAACAGAGCUUUAUUGUACGCAUAAAACAAAACAGAAACAGAUUGAGUAACCUGUGACGUAAUCUGGGUUUUAAAGUAGAAUAUAAAUUAUUACAGAGUGGAAGAGAAGAGCCACAAAAAUCUUUCUCCUCCUCCUCUGGAGAAUCAUGGAAGGGUUUCUUGUACCUAUUCUGCCCUGGUUACCGAGAUGGCCCAUACUGCUAGACUGAGUCUUUGUUUUUAACGGGUGCUUAAGCUCGGCAUUCUUGGUUUCCACAGCCGUGAAGUGUUUAUCAUUUGCAUGAGUAAUGGCACAGGAAAAGAAUCUAUUCAGGAGUUUCCCGUCAAGUGUAGAAGGGUUCUCACCUCACUUCAGAGAUAAAUGCUGGCCAGUGCCUUGAGCCGCCUCUGGAGCUGAGUUAGCCCUCCGGGAAUCGGUGCCUCUGAGCCCGGGCACACUUGGCAUCCCGCACCUUCCUGGCUCCACAGUCCUGUGCAAGUAACCGCUUAGUCUUAUGUGUGUAACUGAGAGAAGAGUGUGUGUUUGUGUGUGCAUGUGUGUUUACUCCUAAGAAUUUGGCACAAUUCAGAGAUCAUUGCCUCUACUGAGAAUCUAUACUGCAGAACACAAUGUAUAAGAAAACUUUUUUUUUAAAUGAUCAGUCUCUUUAUAAGCCAUUGAAAUCUCCCCAAGUGUUUUUUAGUAACUAGCUUUAAACUUAGAAGAUAGAAAAAAAAAAAAAGUCAGUGGUGUCUGUCAUGUGUGAGAAAAAUAAAUGGUGUGGGUGAAGCCAGGCCCAAGUCUGCCCUGUUUGGGCUUCGGCAUCACUUUAAGUUAGCAGGCCCUGCAUUCACUCACAGGACAGACACUUCUAGCCAGUAAUCGUGGAAUACCAAGAAAUGAGAUCCAAGAGGUCUGUUUUAUCUACCGAGACAGAGACGCCAGUGCACUGACUUCUGAGGCUCUAACUUGGGAGACGACUUCUGACUUUUAAACUCCCAUAGGGAACUGCAGUCUAUGAUACUGCAUAUUUGAAGCAGCUGUGCAGAUUCCACAGUUUCCCAUCAUCUGUGAGAAGGCUGUCGAGGCGUGAAGCGCGAGUCAUGCAUUCAGGCGGGCUUUUCCUCGGAGGUGUUCCUCAGCCCAGGGUUUGCACCCAUCCUUUGUAGUGCCCAAGCAUCACUUCCCCAGAACAACCUGCCACGCCCUCCCCCUCUGGUGUGAAUCUAUCUGACUUCUGUGCAUGAUGUUUUUGCCAAGAUGGGAAUAAAAAAAAACCCACGGACAGGAACACGACAUUUACCGGCACCUGAAAUUACGGGUUAUAGGGGAGAGCUAGUGACUUUGCUUGCUGUUUCUUUAAAGCCCCAUCUGACUAGCAACUAGAUAAAUGAAACUUUGUUCUAACAUGCCUUAAAAAUAUUAUGGUUUGACCCAAAGACCCACUUUUUCCUUAGCUACUGUCAAGUUUCCUCUGCUUUGUCUUUUACUUUUACCGAAGGGCAGAUUUUUUUUUUUUUUUUUAAGGUUUGUUUCUUUUAAGGUGUAACUUGUGGGUUCUUUUAUGCUGUGGUAGUGAUGGUAACCGAUGCCUUCCCACCGUUGAGCUCUUCCACGAGACACGCCAGCGUGCGCUGGGAAGCCUUCCGGGUCUUUCCUUCUCCACUGAAAGGUGCUCUGAUGCUCAUACCCUUUGCUUUGUGGAAUUGGGAUUUGGCUGGGUCACCACACUCUGUACUGAAACUACUGAUGCUUACUUUUCCGUGUUGCCCAGGGGUGCCCGCUGCGUGCUUUCCAGUGUGAGUGUUGCUGGCUUUGAGUGUGAAGCUGCUUUGUCUGAUGCUCUCGGGUCUAGUUUCUCAGUUCUCCAUCAGUAGCCCUCCCCAGCCCCGUUAGCACUGGUGAAGCUUUAAUUGUCUCCUCAGCCAAUGAGAUGUUAGAGACUGGGGGUCCUUCUGUGUAAGUUGUCAUUGUGCAUCUGUUUAACCUCCAUCAGGGUUUCUAGAAUGGCUGCAGUAGACGUUGAACAGACUUUCCAUUAUGGAUUCGGGGUUUCCCAGAGAUACGGUUCACAGUUAAUUGUUGAACUCUAAUACAACUGACCAUUUAAAACUGAACAACACUCUAUUGUUUUGUAACAGUGUCGAGGAAGCCUGACAUUUCAAUUGAAACGUGGAUUGUAGCUAUAACUCGAUGCGAAUUCAACAGUUGUAUUUGGAGUUAAAUUAUUUUAACAAAUAAAUUUAUUUAAUGAAAA